GACACUUUUAAUCUUUGAGCUUUUUCAUCCAGUCCUUGGUAACCCUAACGCAACCUAGCGACUUUUAAACCCCCUUUGAACAAAGUAACUUUCACACUUAUUCUAAAUGCGCGAAGUCAUUUCCAUCCACGUCGGUCAAGCUGGUGUCCAGAUCGGUAACGCCUGCUGGGAACUCUACUGCUUGGAGCACGGUAUCAACCCUGAUGGUCAUCUCCCUGAAGGUGAAGGCAACGGUGAUAACUCCUUCGAUACUUUCUUCUCUGAGACCAGCAGCGGAAAGCACGUUCCCCGUACCGUCUUCGUCGAUCUUGAACCCACUGUCGUUGAUGAAGUCCGUACCGGUACCUACCGUCAACUUUUCCACCCUGAGCAAUUGAUCACUGGAAAGGAAGAUGCUGCUAACAACUACGCUCGUGGUCACUACACCAUUGGCAAGGAGCUCGUUGAUGUUGUCUUGGACCGUAUCCGCAGACUCGCUGAUAACUGUACUGGUCUUCAAGGUUUCCUUGUCUUCCACUCCUUCGGUGGUGGUACCGGUUCCGGUUUCGGUGCUUUGCUUCUUGAACGUUUGUCUGUUGACUAUGGCAAGAAGUCCAAGCUCGAGUUCUCCGUCUACCCCGCUCCUCAGGUGUCCACUGCCAUCGUUGAGCCCUACAACUCCAUCUUGACCACCCACACCACUCUUGAGCACUCUGAUGUUGCUUUCAUGGUUGAUAACGAAGCUAUCUACGAUAUCUGCCGUCGCAACUUGGAUAUUGAGCGUCCCACAUACUCCAACUUGAACCGUUUGAUCGCUCAAGUUGUUUCCUCCAUCACUGCUUCCCUCCGUUUUGAUGGUUCCCUCAACGUCGAUUUGAACGAAUUCCAGACCAACUUGGUCCCUUACCCCAGAAUUCACUUCCCCUUGGUCACUUAUGCUCCUAUCAUCUCUGCUGCCAAGGCUGGUCACGAGAACUUGUCUGUCUCUGAGAUCACCAACUCUUGCUUCGAGCCCAACAACCAGAUGGUUAAGUGCGAUCCCCGUCACGGAAAGUACAUGGCCUGCUGCUUGUUGUACCGUGGUGAUGUUGUUCCCAAGGACACCAAUGCUGCUGUUGCUGCCAUCAAGACCAAGAGAACCAUUCAAUUCGUUGACUGGUGCCCUACUGGUUUCAAGAUUGGUAUCAACUACCAAGCUCCCACCGUUGUUCCCAACGGUGAUGUUGCCAAGGUCUCCCGUGCCGUCUGCAUGUUGUCCAACACCACUGCCAUUGCCGAAGCCUGGGCUCGUCUUGACCACAAGUUCGAUCUCAUGUAUGCCAAGCGUGCUUUCGUCCACUGGUAUGUCGGUGAAGGUAUGGAGGAAGGUGAAUUCUCUGAAGCUCGUGAGGAUUUGGCUGCUCUUGAGAAGGAUUACGAGGAAGUCGGUUCUGACUCCCUUGGCUACUCCGAUGCCGAAGAAGUUGAGGAAUACUAAAUGCUCCGCUUCUGCUAUGAGGACUCAAUACUAUGAGAAUUUCCUCUGACCUUUUCAUUUUUCUUUUUGCCAAGAAAAAGAAUGAACAGAAUAAAAAUACCCUUUGGAUAUUUGUGAAUUAUGUUG
Molecule: messenger RNA, 1582 nt
Organism: Umbelopsis ramanniana AG
Lineage: Eukaryota; Fungi; Mucoromycota; Umbelopsidomycetes; Umbelopsidales; Umbelopsidaceae
Exons: 5
Coding region: 107-1456 (449 amino acids)
Biological process (GO): microtubule cytoskeleton organization; mitotic cell cycle
Cellular component (GO): cytoplasm; microtubule
Molecular function (GO): structural constituent of cytoskeleton; GTP binding
Source: RefSeq, a predicted model, not a curated record